AUGGGGCUUGGAGCGAGUCACUGUUUCGGUGUCUGGGCUCCAACUGAGGUUUCCAUAACGACAAUGGUGUUAGCUAUCGUUUUCAUGAUAGCAACCGUCCCAGGAAACUUGAUGGUCAUCUUGGCAGUUCUAUUCGAUCCCAACAAAAAUCUUCGAAACCCGUUUACGCUUCUGGUGGCAAAUCUUGCCGUCACAGACCUUAUCGUGGGUGCGCUGGUAGAGCCGUUGUCCAUUAACACGCACUACAGAGAGUCUCGAGGCUUGUCCAUCAGCAUGUCAUGGUUCUCUCAAUCUGUGUAUUUUCUGUGUUGCACGGCGUCUCUGCUGAGUCUUGCAGCACUUACUGUCGAUCGCUACUUAGCGAUAACAAAGCCUCUGUGGUACAGAGCCAACGCCAAUUAUGGGCGUGUAGCCACAGCUGUCUCCCUGGUUUGGAUCCUUUCAUGUUGUUCCACCUCCAUUUUCUUCUUUGUCGGCUUUGUGGCCUACGCUUUUGUCUUUGCCAACAUUACGAUGUUUUGCACUAUUUUUAUCUUCAUUUUCUCUUAUGUGCGUAUCUUUCAGUACGCCAAAAACCAAAUCACCCAAAUCGACAAUUUGACCGACGGUCAAACAGAGCUAAAUAAGGCUCGUCAACGAGCCAUAGAGAUGGAAAAUAAGCUCACUAAAACCUAUCUGAUCAUGCUUGGCAUCUUUCUGUCCUGUUACAUACCUUCGUGCAUCAUGAUCUAUUUCAUGAAUCUUUGCCAGGGAUGCAGCUGUGAGCUGAUUCACUGGCUGAGAGAUUUCCACUUUGUUUUCAUCACAAUCAAUUCUCUCAUCAAUCCCUUUCUUUACGCCUUCCGACUGCCGAACUUUAAGAGUGCAGUGAAGCGAAUACUCGGUUGUGCAUCCCAAGUUGCUCCAGUAAUCGUUACUACGGGCAACGAGGUCACAGUCAAGGACUCUGGUCCCAGAAAUUUGUCAUCCACCAACAUCAGGAGCGCGUCGCAAACCCCUGGUCCAUUGAUGGUGAUUAUCACUGCCUACAGUAGCAUUUUAGUGGCUGCCAAAAGCAAGGGAAAUUUAAGUCAGAGAAAGGCCCACAAGACUAGUUUGGAAAAAGAGAUUCGGCUGUCGUUAACCGUAGCUCUCAUAACAAUGCUAUUUAUCAUCGCAUGGCUGCCCCUUUUCGUCUUGACCAUGAUUGCUACGUUUGACCCAGAGUCCCUUCCUUCACCGAUCAUUUUCGCCCGCCUGCUGCAAUUCGUCAAAUGGAUGCACUACUGUUCAAGUGCAGUAAACCCGUUCUUGUACUCUUACCGAAAUCCCGACAUGCGCAGAACAAUUGCAGUGCUUCUUCGCCGUCUGGUUCUUCAGGGCCCAGGUGUAGACGAAGUGUUCAGAAGACGCUCCAGCGAUAUUUCCACGACUCGUGUGAGAAAAGUUAGUAUCUGCUCGGAUAAGAGCCGAAAGGUCAGCACAGAAAGCCAGCAAAGUUGCUUAGGAGCUCGUUCCGCAUUUUCGCGGAUUAGUGUUAGAGGACGAGGUAACUCUUCUGAAGAUAAAGAAAUGGGACACAAAAGGCUGGAGUUCAACAACAACAUUUAA
Messenger RNA from Pocillopora verrucosa, 1590 nucleotides. Its product is annotated as adrenocorticotropic hormone receptor-like. Gene Ontology annotation, biological process: G protein-coupled receptor signaling pathway. NCBI's taxonomy places the organism in Eukaryota, Metazoa, Cnidaria, Anthozoa, Scleractinia, Pocilloporidae. The record is from RefSeq and is a predicted model, not a curated record. Gene Ontology annotation, molecular function: G protein-coupled receptor activity. Gene Ontology annotation, cellular component: plasma membrane.